AUGCUGUCAUCAACUUUGUCUACGAACAUCCCGGUCGAUAAGUGGUUCUCGCCCUCUUACCAUCACUUCAAGGAGCGAUACGACCUCGAAGGGCUCGUGCAGGACAUCAAGAAGCACCUCGGAGAAUCAGGUGGUAUUUCUUCGGAAGAAGUUGACGAGGCUCAUUUGAUUUCUUUAUUGAAGAAAUAUGUCUCGGACCCCAGCGACUGGAUCGACUACUUUUAUAACGACACCAGCAAGAACUACACCCGAAAUGCCAUUGAAAACAUAAAUCAGAAGGCCAAUAUCCUUCUUCUCGUAUGGAACCCGGGCAAGGGCUCCCCUAUCCACGACCAUGCCAAUGCUCAUUGCAUUAUGAAAGUUUUGGCUGGCCGAUUAAACGAAACAGUCUACUAUACCCCAGAUAAGGAGUCCGGGGAAGAGAAGCCACUUGAGAUCAAAUCUUCCAAUACCUUUGGAAUGAAUGAGGUCACCUACAUCUCAGACGAUAUUGGUCUUCAUCGAGUCCACAACCCCAGUAGCAACCACGUUGCCGUCUCUCUACAUCUUUAUACGCCACCAAAUGCGGCUGACUAUGGCUAUAACAUCUUCAAUGAAGCAACCGGGUCUGCAAGCUUUGUUUCCCAGGCCCACUCGGUUCCCAAGGCCCAGUAG
This is a messenger RNA of Penicillium waksmanii, 654 nucleotides long. Its product is annotated as Cysteine dioxygenase. The transcript has 3 exons. The record is from RefSeq and is a predicted model, not a curated record. NCBI's taxonomy places the organism in Eukaryota, Fungi, Ascomycota, Eurotiomycetes, Eurotiales, Aspergillaceae. Gene Ontology annotation, molecular function: cysteine dioxygenase activity; ferrous iron binding. The coding region runs from base 1 to 654 and encodes 217 amino acids. Gene Ontology annotation, biological process: L-cysteine catabolic process.